UCUCGUCUCCGAACAGUGAUCGGCCUUGUCCCCAAUUUUCAUCGCAUCAACUGUGAUACGUUGGCUAAUGGUACCGCAUCGGCAGAUGAAUACGAUAGUGCCAAGAACUGGACCUAUAAGCCUGUUGCUGAUGGAGAUUUCAUUUCAUUGCACCCUGAUCAACGGCGUGUCUUCAUUAUCAGUGUUGAUGAUAAAGCACCUCUUAGAUGUGAAUUUCUGAAGUAUCGUUAUGGCUUCAUUGAACAAGCCUUGUCGUAUGAAGAACAACAAUAUCCCAUAGCUUACGGGAUCCUCGUGCAUAUACGUAUUGACCAGGUUUACUAUAUGCUAAGUGCAAUUUAUGCUCCUCAAAACCAGUACUGCAUUGCUGUGGACGACAAAGCAACGAAAGAAUUCAAAGAGGCUGCCAGCUAUUUGCAGCAAUAUAGUGCCAAAAGUUUAUUGGUGCACCAGUUCUGUAUUAACAGGUGUCUACUUAUGCUUGCAGAAUUUAGCAAAUUCUGCGAGCGACUGGAAAUAUUACCAGGUAUCAAAACACCAUAA
Messenger RNA from Gongylonema pulchrum, 543 nucleotides. The record is from the annotation of a GenBank genome assembly. Lineage: Eukaryota; Metazoa; Nematoda; Chromadorea; Rhabditida; Gongylonematidae.